Messenger RNA from Torulaspora delbrueckii, 1002 nucleotides. RefSeq names its product Fe-S cluster-binding ATPase (gene NBP35). NCBI's taxonomy places the organism in Eukaryota, Fungi, Ascomycota, Saccharomycetes, Saccharomycetales, Saccharomycetaceae. The coding region runs from base 1 to 1002 and encodes 333 amino acids. The transcript has a single exon. Gene Ontology annotation, cellular component: cytosol. Gene Ontology annotation, molecular function: 4 iron, 4 sulfur cluster binding; ATP binding; ATP-dependent FeS chaperone activity. The record is from RefSeq and is a predicted model, not a curated record. Gene Ontology annotation, biological process: iron-sulfur cluster assembly.
AUGACAGUCUUAGAUAAAAACUCAGGUAUUAUUUUGACGGAAGAGGCCAGAAAGCCUCAGGAUUACGAGCUAGAACAUCCCAAGGCUGAACAUUGCCCUGGCCCAGAGUCCGAAAAUGCAGGAAAAGGAGACGCCUGUGAUGGUUGUGCAAAUCAAACCGUUUGUGAGAGCUUGCCAAAGGGCCCUGAUCCAGAUAUACCGGCAAUCGUAGAGAAUUUAUCGAACAUACGACACAAGGUACUGGUGCUCUCUGGGAAAGGUGGAGUUGGGAAAUCGACAUUUACAGCUAUGCUAAGUUGGGCUUUGUCUGCCGAUGAAGAUAUACAAGUCGGUGCGAUGGAUUUGGAUGUAUGUGGACCCUCUUUGCCUCAAAUGUUGGGAUGUGUGAAGGACAUAGUGCAUGAAUCGAAUUCUGGAUGGACUCCUGUGUAUGUGGCCGAUAAUUUGGCUACAAUGUCUAUUCAGUUUAUGUUACCGGAAGAUGAUUCUGCUGUGAUAUGGAGAGGUUCUAAGAAGACUUCUUUAAUCAAGAAUUUUUUGAAAGAUGUGGACUGGGAUUAUUUGGACUAUUUGAUUGUGGAUACCCCUCCUGGGACUUCUGAUGAACAUAUUUCAAUUAACAAGUAUAUGAAGGACUCGGGUAUCGAUGGUGCUCUUAUUGUGACAACACCUCAGGAAGUUGCUUUGUUAGACGUUAGGAAGGAGAUAGAUUUCUGCCGAAAGGCCGGCAUUAAAGUCCUAGGGCUUGUAGAGAAUAUGAGCGGGUUUGUCUGCCCCAAUUGCCAGGGAGAGUCACAGAUUUUUAAGCCAACAACAGGUGGCGGUGCAGCAUUAUGUGAAGAGUUGAAUAUCAAAUUCCUGGGUUCGGUACCGCUUGAUCCACGUAUCGGUAAGUGCUGUGAUGAAGGUGAAAGUUUCCUGGACAGUUUCCCCGACAGCCCUGCGUCGAAGGCAGUCUUAGAAGUUGUUGAAGCUCUCCGAGAUGCUGUCGGUGACUUUUAA